Molecule: messenger RNA, 1085 nt
Organism: Gossypium raimondii (Peruvian cotton)
Lineage: Eukaryota; Viridiplantae; Streptophyta; Magnoliopsida; Malvales; Malvaceae
Exons: 1
Coding region: 173-850 (225 amino acids)
Source: RefSeq, a predicted model, not a curated record
CCUAAUUAAAACAAGAGGAAGAUUCCAUUUUACUCGCAAGAAUUUCAUCUUUUUGCUUUAUUUUGACCAAGUUGAUACAAAACUUCAUAUUUAAGACCCAAAGUCCUCCAUUUCUCUUUUUCAAUCAAACAAAUCCCCCUCCAAAAAAUCCCCAUUAACCCAAAAUUUUCAAAUGUUUCAUCCAUUGAUCUGUGGAGCUUCUAAUCGUCAAGAAGAUGCUGAUUAUGAUCAUAAAAGCCAUAACAAAGACAACAACAAGAACCCAUAUUCCGGCCGUGGUCUCGACAAGUUUUCUGCACUUUUAUCAGAGCUUGAAGACAAGAAACAAAAGAUCCAUCUACAGACAGGUUCUCGAGACAUAUCCAUGGUUCGUUUCAUGUACAAAGAUUCAACAGAUUUUGUCCCUGUCGUUGUAAAGCUCAAAGACAAAGAACCAAAGCCAAAACCUGUUGAAACCAAACAACAAGAACAAGAAGCAUGGGAUCAUAAGCAUUCAAUGGAAACCUUAAGUGAAGCCAAAGAUGUAAUGAAGAAGAUAUCAAGAUUACAACCAGACAAGAAGAAGAACAAAAAAGGGUUUUCAUGGAAGCGACCAUAUUUUUAUUUACCAACAUUUUUUGUGUUGGUUUUGGUGUUAUUAGUGUUCUUUGGAAGAUCGGUUUCGAUAUUGUUAACUUGUGUUGGAUGGUAUAUGGUUCCUACAAUACAAGGAGGGAAUUACAGUAAUGUAAGAAGAGGAAUAAUGAAGAAGAAGAAGAAGAAAGAUCAUGUAAGAAAAUUGAGCAAUGAAUCUGAGGUUGUUCGAAGUAAGUCUUCAUCUCCUGUUCGUGAUUACCAUAAGAAAAGCUGAUUAUGUUGUGUAAUUAAUCUUCUGUAAAUUUUUAGGAUUUUUUUUAAAAAAAUUAUAUUUUUUUUCAUUCUUUUUUUGCUUUUGGUUGUGUUUUUGGUGUUGAAGGACUCAAUUCAUUCUUUUGACAAGCUCAACUGUCUAAAUUCUUCUCUGUAACUUGAAUUUGAUAAUGGGAGCUCUGCCCUAAAUAAGUGUUGGAUUUUAGUCAAGAAAAUUCUAGAUUUAGUUUUAAAUA